AUGGCCCCAGCCCUGCAGACCAGCGAUCCAAUGACCCAUCAAGCCGCCGAGCCGCAUCCGAACGAGGUCGAACUUCCCUACCACAACGACGUCCCCGGCCACCCCGCAUCUGUUGACUACGAUGGCGUCCCCGAUGCUUCGGUAGACCCCGCCGUCGUCAUGCGCAAACUGAUGAAGGGCAAGGACAAAGAAUGGGAUGCUGUCGCGCCCAGCAAGUCAGGCAAGAAGCUGACCCUUCUCGAGUUACCAAUCACGCACACAAAUGACCUUACCUCGCUCGCCUUGACCAACUCGAACCUUCACAAUCUCGCGAUCCCCCACAUCUACUCGAGAUUCGAUAUCGUCUGGCCCGAUGCCACCCAGAUGGCUACGUCCGACUCGAAGAGUGUCGACGCCCUUACGUACGGCCUAUCCACGAUCUGCCUCGGCAGUUCCUUCGCGCAUCGCACCCGUAAGAUGCUCAACCCAAGCUACAUCCCCACCUACAGUUCCAACGUUCGGAGACAGAAAAAUGACUACGCCAAAUACACAAAGAAGUUCUCACUGGGCAAUGGACCACAGGAUUGGGUGGCCGAGUACAUGAUCUCGAAGGAGAGCGGCAAGAUGCUGGGCACGCUCGUCGCUCUAGCUGUGGAGAAGAUGGUCAACCUGGAGUCGUUCGUCUGGGAUAUGCCGACUGGCGUUCUCUCCGAGAUCUUCAUGGCUCUGGCAUCCAUCCCUGAACAGAGCUCCGAGGGCGAGUCAAAGCUGGAAAAGGUUUGGGUGAGAUGGCAUGAUAACACCGACGGAUCCAGUCCGUCGCCAUCGUCGAGUCCGCCUCCCCCGAUCCCGCCUCUUGUCCCACCCGGCAGCCACCUCACUACAGUCGGCAUCUUGAUUCCUUCGGACUCUGCUCAUCCGGCGCCGCGGGGCGCGAUCCCGUACGCGGAAACAAAUAUCGAAUUCCCUACCUUCAGUGUUCUGCCUCCGCUUAAGAGUCUCACUGUUCUCGACAUUGACGAACUUGCUUACCUGGACGAGAUGGCCGUAGCGAUCGAAAGAUCAAAAGACUGUCUACAAGAGCUUCGUGUCGGCAUAUCCCCGAGAGCCGUCUUCAAGGACUUUGUCCAAGCCUGGGAUGGACCCGACUUGCAGCAAAUCGAUCGGGAUGCCAGAUGGCCCGGCGAGAGCUCCAUUGGCGAGAGAAGAUUAGGCGGUGUUUUGGGCGUGCUUGUCGGUCGUAUCUAUGACAUUCGCCGCAAGUCGACGUCGAAAUCGAGAGAGAAGGCCCCCAUGGCAUCGACGCAAGCGACACAAACCAAUACCGCCCACUCUGUGAUGGAUACUACGGAGGCCUCGAAUGUCUCAGGGCACCCCGACCAGAACGAGCCAGAUGCUAUGGAAGCGGAUGGCUCAGUCGAGCCGCUCGUAAUCCAGCCAACGGGAGCUGCCACAGAUGACCGAGCAGGCCAUGAGGAAAAGUCACAGUCUGUGAAAGACCAGGCGACGGGUGACGGGGACCUCGUGGAUACACCUUCGGGCGUGCCGAGAAGAAGGCUGGACGGCAAGCUCAAGCUCCGUUCUCUAGAGCUUGAAAGAGUUCAUUUGUCAAUUCAAGUCUUCAGCCAGGCCUUCGACUGGACUGUCCUAACCACGUUGACUAUCCUCGAGUGCGCCCAGCACGACACUCUUUGGAAGGCAUUGCGAAAGCAAUUCGCUCCCACUCCGAUUGUCAGGCUUGGAUCUCAUCAACACCACGUCAGCUCUAAGCAAGCUAUGGAGUACCAUCUGAAUCUCAAGAGCAUUCACACAGAUGUCACUUCGGUGGCUUUGAUCAGCUUCCUCAGAGACACUCUGGCUCCUAACAGUCUAGAGGUCCUGUUCUUGCAGGAUCGGAGACGGCCCAGUGGACCGCCAGCGGUGACCAUCGAUCAAAUCUUUAAGGGAAUCAUCAAGAAACACCGGGCGAGCCUACAAAAGGUUCUUCUAGACAGUUCAGAUCGGAAGCGUGGCAAUGGCAACACUGCCACAGACACUGCUCGCUGGCGCAACUGGGUGCUCCCGACGGACAUGUUGCUUUACAUGACCAGUGGACGCAUGGUGAGCCUGAGAGAAUUGGCCAUUUCCUUGCACUUCAAAGACUGGCACACAUUCCUUCAGCGCUUGCCAAACACCCCUCAGCUGCGGUCUCUCAACCUGCAGCAUAUUGCCGAUCAUAUACUCGGUAACUUUGACCCUCGAGAGUUGGCGUUGCAGAUGGUCGAUAUUAUCACCCUUCGCCCUGAUAUUCAACUCUGUUAUGUGGGCAUUUCUACAAAGUGCUUCGAGAUCUUGGAGAGCAAGCCGGCAGAAGAGAGCGGUGCGUCAACCACGAGUGUUGCGGCUGACCAUGGUGUUGUGGGCCACGAAUCUGGAGUCGACGGCGAAGACGAUGACGAGGAAGAUGAGGUCGCUACGGAUGACGACGACACGGCGAGUCAGGUGGAUGAAGAUACCUCUGAGGAGGAAACCGAUGAUACCCCGGGGAAUGCAGUACAUGCAGAUGACUCGCAGUCGGAAGCGUCUGCAGCGCAGGACUCGGACGACGAUGAAUCGAUGCGAGACGCUGAUUACGGCACCUCACGCCCUCGUCUCCGACUCCGUGAGAUCCUGUUCUACGAUGACAAGGUAGCAAUUUUCAAGGCUCGGCACGGCAGGCUGUAG
Molecule: messenger RNA, 2682 nt
Organism: Colletotrichum tamarilloi
Lineage: Eukaryota; Fungi; Ascomycota; Sordariomycetes; Glomerellales; Glomerellaceae
Product: F-box domain-containing protein
Exons: 3
Coding region: 1-2682 (893 amino acids)
Source: RefSeq, a predicted model, not a curated record